Messenger RNA from Jatropha curcas, 1103 nucleotides. It is a transcript of the gene IAA15, whose product is annotated as indole-3-acetic acid inducible 15. The record is from RefSeq and is a predicted model, not a curated record. Gene Ontology annotation, biological process: regulation of DNA-templated transcription. Lineage: Eukaryota; Viridiplantae; Streptophyta; Magnoliopsida; Malpighiales; Euphorbiaceae. Gene Ontology annotation, cellular component: nucleus.
CACUCCUUGUGCACAUAUACAGUUUCGUGCCUCAUUUCUUCAACAUUUCCUUCACGUAAUCGUCUAAAGCCAAAAAAAAUCAAAUCAAGGACCGAAUAUGUCACCGGAAAUUAUUAUACGCUUGCCGGUAUCUGACACCACCUCCGGCAUGAAUCUUAAAGAGACAGAAUUGACUUUAGCGUUGCCUGGUGAAUCUCGCUCGCUAACGGAGAUCAACGGAGCGAAAAUCGGAACGAAACGUGGAUUUUUGGAGACCGUUGAUUUAAACCUUGGAAGCUCUAGUGUAGUUGAUUGUGGCAGUAAAGAUCAGAAUGACUCGUCGGAAAAUGAUGUCUCAAGCGCCGCCAAGCCACCGGCAGCAAAGGCACAAGUGGUUGGGUGGCCGCCGGUGAGAGCUUACCGCAAAAACGCCAUGAAAAGCUGUAAAUAUGUGAAGGUGGCCGUUGAUGGAGCUCCUUAUCUAAGGAAGGUCGAUCUUGAAAUGUAUAACAGUUAUCAGCAGCUUUUGAGCGCCUUAGAGGACAUGUUCUCUUGUUUGGCCAUAAGAAAUUAUUUGAAUGAGAGGAAAAUAAUGGAUCAAGUGAAUGGAGUUGAAUAUGUGCCUACUUAUGAGGACAAAGAUGGAGAUUGGAUGAUGGUUGGAGAUGUACCAUGGAAAAUGUUUGUUGAAUCAUGCAAGAGAGUAAGGUUAAUGAAAAGCACUGAGACAAUUGGAUUAGGUCCAAGGACACCUUCAAAAUGCUCAAGUUCAAGUGAUUGAGGAUUUGAUUAUCAAGAGAAGAAGAUACAAGUAAUGUACAGAGGCUUUUGUCUUCACUUUUUUACUAGUUGUUUUGGAUUUGCAGAGUUUUUGAGUAGAAACAGAGAAAUAAGAGAAGCCUGCUUGUAAUUUUCUAAAUUGUUGCAUUAUGGUCCUACUCCUAUCUUUGGAAUAGAAGUUGUGGGCUUUUUACCCAUUUUCAGCUUUUUAACCAACACUUGCUGCUGCCUUUUUCUUUGUUUUCCCCAAUUUUUUUGCCUGACACAGAUUGUUAUACUUGAUUAUACAUAAUAUACUCGGUAUAUGUUACUUAUGACUUGUAAGAUUUGGGUUUAUCUUGUUA